AAAGACCAUGCCUUAAAUUCUCUCAGCUAAGUAUAAAGGAUUCCCUCAGAGAUUUGUUUAAGCCCAAAAUUGAGGUGUUUCUGAUAAUGUAUACAAGGAACAACCUAAACUGUGGGCAGCCACUGUUUGAGCAGAAUAACUCACUCAACGUUAAUUUUCGCACAAACAAGAAAACAGUCUGGAUUGUUCAUGGAUACAGACCAACAGGCUCCACUCCACAAUGGCUUCAGAACUUUCGAAGAAUUUUGUUGAUUGAAGAUGAUAUGAAUGUAAUUGUAGUUGACUGGAACCGUGGUGCUACAACUCUUAUUUACAGUAGAGCAAUUAAAAAUGCCAGAAAAGUUGCUGCAAGUUUGAGUCAAUGCAUUCAGAUACUUUUGAAGCAUGGAGCGUCUCUUGAUAAUUUUCAUUUCAUAGGCAUGAGCUUAGGGGCUCAUGUUAGUGGAUUUGUUGGAAAGAGAUUUCAUGGUCAUCUUGGAAGAAUAACAGGUCUUGACCCUGCUGGACCAAAAUUCUCUGGAAAACCAUCCAAUGCCAGAUUAGAUUACACUGAUGCAAAGUUUGUGGAUGUCAUCCAUUCUGAUACCAAUGGUUUAGGCAUUAAAGAACCUGUGGGACACAUGGAUUUUUAUCCAAAUGGAGGAGUAGAGCAACCUGGCUGUCCUAAAUCAGUAUUUUCAGGAAUACAAUUUGUUAAGUGUGACCACCAGAGAGCAGUUUACUUGUUCAUGGCAACUUUGGAAACAAACUGCAAUUUUAUUUCAUUUCCUUGUCAUUCAUAUGAUGCUUACGAGACUGGUUUAUGUGUGGAUUGUGACAACUUUAAGAAAAAAUCAUGUCCAAGGCUAGGUUUUCAGGCUGAGCAGUGGAAAGAUGUUUUAAAAGAAAGAUCUCUUAGGAUCACUGUGUUUUUGGAUACUGCUGGCAAAAAUCCAUUCUGUACCUAUUAUUUUGUUCUCAGUAUAAUUGUUGUGGAUAGCACUAUGAAGGAUGGCCAUAUUACGUUUAAAUUAUUAAACCAGCUCGGAGUGCUUCAAGAACCAAGGCUCUAUGAGGAGAACAAAUCAUUUCAUAAACUUCAAGAAGUCAAGAUUCUAGUUCAAUUUUUAAAUGAUGUAAAUAUUUCAAGCAUUGGUUUGGCGUAUCAGAGCUCAAAUCGACAAUGUUCCACACGCAAAUACAGCAUCAAGCGUUUCAUGUUAAAAUCACUUACAUACCCAGAAAGAACGAAUAUCAAGGAGGAGGAACAUUUGUGAAUCUUCCAUCUCUCUACUUGUGUUCAUACCUUGAUACACAGUACUGACCACCUAUCUGCAAGUAUGAUUUUAUACUUAAAGAAAAUGAAGAAGUAUUUU
Rhinolophus ferrumequinum (greater horseshoe bat) is the source of this 1355-nucleotide messenger RNA. It is a transcript of the gene LIPI, whose product is annotated as lipase I. Gene Ontology annotation, biological process: lipid metabolic process. The record is from RefSeq and is a predicted model, not a curated record. The transcript has 10 exons. Lineage: Eukaryota; Metazoa; Chordata; Mammalia; Chiroptera; Rhinolophidae. Gene Ontology annotation, molecular function: lipase activity. The coding region runs from base 87 to 1256 and encodes 389 amino acids.